GUUGGUCUCUUUUGCGGCUAGGGUUCUCAUCGCUUCAUUCUUUUCUCUUUGAUCCUUCUCUUCUUCGCCGCUCCAAAACCCUAGCUUUUUCUUCUCUCCUUCAAGCUCUGGAUCCAUGGAGGUCAAGGUGAUGAGGAUCUUAUAUCGUAGCUAAGGUUUUAUCCAGCCGCUUCCCCGUUUGGAGAAGCUCCAAGCACCACUUAAUCGGAGAUGUCCACCACUAACCCCUUUGAUCUCCUUGUGGAUGAUGACAACGAUGAUCCAUCGCAUCUGAUUGCCGCAGCUCAGCUUCAGAAGGUAGCUGCCAAGAAACCUGCUGCACCCGCCGCCGCUCCUCCGGCCGCCGCCAAACUCCCGUCUAAGCCUCUUCCUCCUGCCGAAGCCGUGAAGGAGGCGAGGAGCAAUGCUGGACGCGGUGGUGGUGUUGGCCGAGGUGGCUUCGGCCGUGGUGGUGGUAGGGGAGGGCGGGGUGGUGAACCCCGCCAGAACAGGGGUGCAGGGAAUGAGAGUAUGAAUCCCAAUGGAUCUUCUGGAGGUUAUGGCGGUGGCUUCGGAGGAGCUGGAGGUGAGGAAGGGGAUGGUGGCAGGGUUCCUGAUAGGGAGCGUGGGUCCUAUAAUGGGCCACGCCAGUCAUUCCGUGGCGGCCGUCGUGGUGGAUAUGGGAGCGGAGAGGCUGGAGGAGAUUCUGAACGGCCACAACGCAGGACUUAUGAGAGGAGGAGCGGCACUGGCCGUGGUUCCGAGAUGAAGCGUGAAGGAGCAGGCCGUGGAAACUGGGGAACAUCCACUGAUGAAGCUUUGGUUGAGGAGACUGAGGAAAAAUUUAACGUUGAUGAUAAGGCUCUGAAUCCUGAGAAGAACAUAGAGGAGGAUGAUGUUCCUUCAUCCGAAGUUAACAAAGAUGCCAAGGAGGGUACGACAAACGAGGCAGAGCAGAAGGAAGAAGACAAGGAGAUGACUUUAGAGGAGUUUGAGAAAAUAAGGGAGGAGAAGCGGAAAAACCUGCUUGCAAUGAAAAAUGAGGAGAGGAAAGUUGACGUUGAUAAGGAAUUUGAGUCCAUGCAACAACUUUCUGUGAAGAAAGGAAAUGAUGAUAUCUUCAUUAAGUUGGGUUCUGACAAGGAUGUAAAAAAAAGAGAUGAACGUGCCAAGAAGUCUGUGAGCAUCAAUGAAUUCCUUAAGCCAGCUGAAGGGGAAAGAUACUAUACUCCUGGUGGCCGAGGCAGAGGCAGGGGUCGUGGUGGUGAUCGUGGACCUUAUCGGGGUGGCUUUGGCACCGGUGGUUCUGGCCUGGCAGUUGCUGCCCCUUCAAUUGAAGAUCCAGGGCAGUUCCCCACACUGGGUGGCAAGUAGACUCUUUGCUUGUGAACUUGUGCCAUCAUCUUACUUUAAGUUGCCAUGUUUUAUUUAAUCCACCUAUUUAGGAGAAUUGUUGUCAGGACUUUGCUUAAAUAACGACUUUUUGUUUUGUCUUCUAAUCUUAUUUUUGCUCUGGACUUCCAACUCUGUACAUGUGUGUUUACUAUGUGCUGCUACAGUAAAUGGCUGGUGUGGUUGCAAUUUCAAUUACUGCUACUUUUGCGCCCGUCUUUGAGGCACUGCUGAUCA
Molecule: messenger RNA, 1608 nt
Organism: Dioscorea cayenensis subsp. rotundata (Guinea yam)
Lineage: Eukaryota; Viridiplantae; Streptophyta; Magnoliopsida; Dioscoreales; Dioscoreaceae
Product: RGG repeats nuclear RNA binding protein A-like
Exons: 6
Coding region: 211-1353 (380 amino acids)
Cellular component (GO): nucleus; cytoplasm
Molecular function (GO): RNA binding
Source: RefSeq, a predicted model, not a curated record